Molecule: messenger RNA, 1187 nt
Organism: Octodon degus (degu)
Lineage: Eukaryota; Metazoa; Chordata; Mammalia; Rodentia; Octodontidae
Gene: Rpl3l
Product: ribosomal protein L3 like
Exons: 8
Coding region: 16-1110 (364 amino acids)
Biological process (GO): ribosomal large subunit assembly; translation
Cellular component (GO): cytosolic large ribosomal subunit; ribosome
Molecular function (GO): RNA binding; structural constituent of ribosome
Source: RefSeq, a predicted model, not a curated record
CCUGGCCCAUCCUCUAUGGCCAGCUCUUUCUCAUGGGCCUCAAGAGGUCCCCCUUAUAACCCUGAUCCUGGGUCUCAUCUAGAAAUUUCCAAGCGAGAAGAGGUGGAGGCAGUGACGAUCGUGGAGACCCCACCUGUGGUGGUGGUGGGCGUGGUGGGUUAUGUGGCCACCCCUCGAGGCCUGAGGAGUUUCAAGACCAUCUUUGCGGAACACCUUAGUGAUGAGUGCCGCCGUCGCUUCUACAAGGACUGGCACAAGAGCAAGAAGAAAGCCUUCACCAAGGCCUGCAAGAGGUGGCGGGAUGCCGAUGGCAAAAAGCAGCUCCAGAAGGACUUUGCUGCCAUGAAGAAGUACUGCAAAGUCAUUCGGGUCAUUGUCCACACACAGAUGAAGCUGCUGCCCUUCCGGCAGAAGAAGGCCCAUAUUAUGGAGAUCCAACUAAAUGGUGGCACAGUGGCUGAGAAGGUGGCCUGGGCUCAGGCCCGGCUGGAGAAGCAGGUGCCUGUACAUAGUGUUUUCAGCCAGAGUGAGGUCAUUGAUGUCAUUGCUGUCACCAAGGGCCGGGGUGUCAAAGGGGUCACCAGCCGCUGGCAUACCAAGAAGCUGCCACGGAAGACCCAUAAGGGCCUGCGCAAGGUGGCCUGCAUUGGUGCCUGGCACCCUGCCCGUGUGGGCUGCUCCAUUGCUCGAGCUGGACAGAAGGGUUACCAUCACCGCACUGAGCUAAACAAGAAGAUCUACCGCAUUGGCCGGGGACUCCACAUGGAAGAUGGGAAGUUGGUCAAGAACAAUGCAUCCACCAGCUAUGAUGUGACUGACAAGUCCAUCACGCCAUUGGGCGGCUUCCCUCACUAUGGAGAAGUCAAUAACGACUACAUCAUGCUGAAAGGUUGCAUUGCAGGCACCAAGAAGCGGGUCAUCACGCUGAGGAAGUCCCUCCUGGUGCACCACAGCCGCCGAGCCUUGGAGAGCAUUGAGCUCAAGUUCAUCGACACCACGUCCAAGUUUGGCCACGGCCGCUUCCAGACAGCCCAAGAGAAAAGGGCCUUCAUGGGCCCCCAGAAGAAACAUCUCGAGAAGGAGAAGCCGGAGGCCUCAGGAGAUUUAUAGGGAGCUUGGGGACCUGAAGAUUGCACCCCGGCUCACCACGGGCCCGCCCUGUUCAAUAAAUGUUGGAGGCAACUCGG